AUGGGAGGCUACGCAAACAGUGGUGGGGCCCUCACGUUGCCAUCUCACGUUGACCAUGUCGAUGUCAGCUCUGCCGUGAGGUCGCUCAGACGCUCACUAUCGCGAAGCCCGUCCAAAUCUUUCCGCCUUGUAGCAAAGUCGCCAAGUUCUUCCCCCAAAUCGCCGCUCUCACCGUGCCCUUUAUCGCCCCGACGCUCGUCAUCUCAACCAGCCAACCCUGGCACUCCCAGUAAUCCGCCUCAUACGCCAUCUCCUCUGGCUGUGCCCUUCCCACCAAGCGCGAAGUUGGCCCUUCGGUCCUCCACGCGCUCGAAGACUGCUCCUGCUCGGACUACGUCUCGGACCCGUACAUCCCCCAGAAGUCCCAUCAAGCGCGUUUUAAGCCAGGCCUCCGAUAGUGGCAACGCAACUCCCACCACUUCUUCUAGCCCUGCUGGUGGGCAAGAGAAUUCCAAGAGCACCUCUCCGUCAGAGCGCAGGAGCUUUGAGAGGGCCUCGAAGACGACGUUGAAUUCGGAUAUGAGUGCCCCGGUCAACCCUGCGCUAUCGAGGCUGGGCGGCGAUGGGAGCAAUGACGGCCACACGGCUUCGUCGACAUCAAGCCCACUCAAACGGAGCGAUGCCAUCAUGAAUCUUGAUCAAGCAAGCUUGGGUAGCCCAGUGGCAAAGCGAAGGAGCCUGCACGGUUCAGCGAACUUUGGCCAUGAUUUCAAUGUCUUUGAUCAAGGCCCAUCGUCGCCCUCAACCAAUUUCGACAUACAUGAUGAUUCUAACCAUGAAUACGAGUUAUCGACAGCCUCGUUCGCUUCGGAACCCCCGGCAACAGCAUUCACAUCAAUGCCUCGACGGUCAUCAUCUUUACGCAAAUCUACUCUGCAGCAGCGGCACGGCGAGAAGACCUCUUGGGGUAGGCGGCAUGCGGCUCAAGUACUCGCAGCUCAGCAGCUAGCAAAUGCCGCGCCGGAACUUUCAACGCCAAAUCCCACUAAGAACAGACCUCGACUAUCACUGGAUCAAUUUAUGCCUCCCCUGCCUCGGGAGAGCCCAUUUUCCUCGCAGGGUAGCCUACCAAACGCUUCAAUGCACGUGGUUAACCAGCCGACACACCAACCGCAUCCUCUCUCACGCACUAUCACCACCUCCUCAUCGAGCUCAAGUAUUGUUGAUGAGUCUCCUACUCAUAUGCCAGUUCACUUCGGAGAGCAGCCGAGGCCAAAGCUAGAUUUCUCCAAGUCACUACCUGCAGGCUCAUUGAGACCAUUUUGCCUUGAAGAACACUCCGAGGAGUCAUCCGGUGCAUUCUCAACGCCGCAGAAUUACAAGUCGGUGAAACCACAUCCAGCCGCGUUCAUGUCUACAGGACUCAUCUCCAAAGUCAAUCGGCACCCAGAAGAGCAACAACUGCCACGCGGUAUAGGCAAAGGAAACGUCCCAGAUACUCCAUGCAAGAAGCAUGUCAAUGUAUUUGCAACGUAUCCUUCACUAAUCCCCGGUAGCGCAAUUGCGCGAGCCCGGCACAUUCGACACUCGUUCGGUACUCCAUCUACGCCUUUCAACCCUCACGGGAGUCAGAAUUCAGCCGAGAUUUUUGCUAAGGGAACCGGCGUUUUUGGUAGUGCUUUUGGUGUAGCCAGACGUGGGAGUUUUCUCAGUGUUGAUGGAGAUGAGAUCAGUGGAUCACCUGACGCGAAGGGGGAGGAGGGUCAGUCUGGGAUUGAUAUCGAAUUACCACCAACGCCAACGAAGCAGGCUCUCGCGCCUAGCCUGCCAGGCCAGAAGCAAAACAACGGCAGUCCAAGCAACCACAGAGGUCUUCCAGCCUCCACGCCUUCGACUGCCACUCCGUUGGAGCGUAUAGAUUUUUUUGAGAGGUUGUCACCUCGCACACCUCAGGAGAGCAUGCUUCCACCUGACCCUAGCGGCCUUACCAUUUCGCAUCCCCGAGAUAAACAAGCGGCAAAGACAGGCGCGAACAGCACCUCCAUGCCACCCCCAGCCACGCCGACAGCUGGCCGAGACUACUUUUCGAAAAUCGGCAGUCGUCGUCUCAGCACUACUCCCGUCAGCGCCUUCGCACCGUCGGAUAUAGAUGAGUCUCUAUCGUCGAGAUUUGAAAAGAUUGAAUUGAUAGGCACUGGGGAGUUUUCUCAGGUGUAUCGAGUUAACCAGACGACGGCCCCUCAAGACGUGGCAAAGACAUUCUCGCGAGGAAGGUCUCCGCCAACGCCUAUGAUGGAGCAGGUUUUUGCUGUCAAGAAGUCACGGCAGCCUUAUCAAGGCGUCAAGGACCGUCAGCGGAAAUUGCAGGAAGUCAACAUCCUCAAAGCACUUGGACAUUCAGAUCAUAUUGUACAUCUUAUUGAUAGCUGGGAGGAGAAAAACUACCUUUACAUUCAAACUGAGUACUGCGAGGAAGGCAGUCUUGACCUCUUCCUCUCUGAUGUUGGUCGGAAGGGAAGAUUGGAUGACUUCCGCAUCUGGAAGAUCAUGCUGGAGCUUAGUCAGGGUGUUCGGCAUAUUCACGACUCAGGCUAUAUUCACUUGGAUCUCAAACCCGCUAACAUCCUCAUUACUUUCGAAGGUGUCCUCAAGAUAGGAGACUUCGGCAUGGCGACUACAUGGCCUGCUCAAUCUGGUGUCGAAGGUGAAGGUGAUCGCGAGUACAUUGGUCCCGAGAUUCUCUUGGGUCAGUACGACAAACCGGCAGAUGUCUUUGCCCUUGGCCUCAUCAUGCUCGAGAUUGCCGGAAACGUACAACUACCGGACAAUGGCCCAACCUGGCAGCGUCUGCGCUCAGGUGACAUGAGUGAUGUUCCCAGUCUCACUUGGAGUGACGGCAGUACUGUCUUAAGAGAUGCAAAUGGCAUCCCUGUCGAGGAGAGCGAUAUUAGUAUGGAUUCUUUUGGCAGUGACGAUGAUAUUGAGACCGACUUCGGAUCGCCGACCAUGACCAGCCGUAAGCGGAACGCUGGAACAUCGAGCAGGUCAUUAUCUCACGAUCCCGGAAAUCUUUUCGGCUCGAUGAGGAGAGGUGAGCUUCACCAAGCUCCGGCAUUCAUGAAAGACAUGUACCAUGAUCAUGCGCUCGAUAGGAUUGUGCGUUGGAUGAUCUCCCCUACUCCCCAGGACCGCCCAACGAUCCACCAAGUCCUCGAAUCCCAAGGGCUCCGAUGGGUGGAAGCACGCCGUCGCGCUGGUGCUACUGUCUUUGAGGGGAACUGGGGACCCGCGGAUGAUGUCUUGGCAGACGACGCCGAAAUGAUGGAUGUUUAA
Messenger RNA from Amorphotheca resinae ATCC 22711, 3273 nucleotides. RefSeq lists its product as hypothetical. The record is from RefSeq and is a predicted model, not a curated record. Gene Ontology annotation, molecular function: ATP binding; protein kinase activity. The transcript is spliced from 3 exons. The coding region runs from base 1 to 3273 and encodes 1090 amino acids. Lineage: Eukaryota; Fungi; Ascomycota; Leotiomycetes; Helotiales; Amorphothecaceae. Gene Ontology annotation, biological process: protein phosphorylation.